Molecule: messenger RNA, 3968 nt
Organism: Syngnathoides biaculeatus (alligator pipefish)
Lineage: Eukaryota; Metazoa; Chordata; Actinopteri; Syngnathiformes; Syngnathidae
Gene: gtf3c2
Product: general transcription factor IIIC, polypeptide 2, beta
Exons: 20
Coding region: 342-3257 (971 amino acids)
Biological process (GO): transcription by RNA polymerase III
Cellular component (GO): transcription factor TFIIIC complex
Molecular function (GO): protein binding; DNA binding
Source: RefSeq, a predicted model, not a curated record
GCAGCCCUCUCUCGCUGUACACUCAACAUGGCGGGCGGAAGGAGGCGCAGCGUGAUUUUCUAGUCAAAACAAGUGUUGACAAUCGUUCUUUUGUAUGGAUGCUUAGACCGUCGUUGUUGUGCGGCACCAGGGGCGGUGCUCGUUAAAUAUAUUUGACGUUUUAUCAGCGCGGCUCAGCUUUCCGGGUGGGGGACUCGAUCCCGCAUGGUCAGGUCCGAGCGUCGUUGACUCGGUACGCGGACUACCAGCUUUCGCCACCAAAAGGGACGCGUGAGAUCCACGACUGUGCAGCCGCACAGCCGACGUGAAAAGACACACAUGAGGGAACGCCUGAGAAGAUAAUGGUGAAGGAAACGGCAGCGGAAGACGUCGAUGACCCUGAGCGAGGCCGAGAGGCGGCGCCCAAGCCCUCCUUCGAUUUAACGCCCAGCUCAAAAGGUCGGCAACGCAAAAUAAACUCAAGAUAUUUCGACUAUGACACCGGCGACGCGAACGAGGACCCGGGGGAUGACGACGUGCCGGCGAGGAAAGUCGUGGCGCCGACUUCCGGGAAGACGACUGGGAAGCGAGGACGUCCGAGAAAGGUGCCGCUGGCCAGCACGGACACCUCGCACCAAACACCUGACGCGCUUAACGGGGACACCUCGUCCCAAACGAACGCCGGUGUCACGGACUGUGACACCAGCGACGCAAACGAGCAACCGAAGGACGCGGCGGCGAGGGAGCCCGCGACAAAGGCGGCGGCUGCGGCCACUCCCGUGAAGACUCCCGGCAAGCGAGGACGUCCGAGAAAGGUCCCGCUGGCGAGCGGGGAUGACUUUAAAACACCUCAAGCCCUCAACGGGGACAUCUCACCCCAAACGAACGCUUCCCCCUCUCCCUGCACGGAGAACGGGACCCCCAAGCCGAAGAGGAAGUACGUGAAAAAACAGUUCUUUCAUAUGGAGCCUGUCACACCGCGUGAGAAAAGUCCAGAAGAAUCUCAGGAGUUGCAACAGGGAGGCCGCCCAAGGAGGAGCGCCGCUAAAAUGGCGAUGAAGUUCCUCCACGCGAUGGCGCAAGAGGAAGUCAGCCGUCCCUCUGAAGGUCCGGAAGCCGCCGGUGGCGUCAUCGCCAAACCGGCGGCGGAAACCACGGCGGAAAGCAGUUCCCAAGCGAAAAAAGGCCGCAGAGGCCGAAAGAGAAAAAGCUCCGAUGGCGACGCCGCAGAGGACGAGGACUUCGUUCCCAAUGUGGGAACAUCCGAGACGGAGGAGGAGGAGGAGGGGGAAGAAGAGGAGGAGGAGGAGGAGGAGGGGGAAGAUGAUCAGGAGGUGGCCGACUCAGAUUCGCACGACGAAAGCAGUGUCCCUCGAAAUGCCAGACUCACCAACCUCCCACUUGUAGAGAUCGUCAACAAUCACAAGACAUUCCGUGACGAGCAACUCUGCGGCUGGGUGUUCCCGGAGUGGCUGCCCUCCGCCGGCGUCUGGCAUCGAGUGCCCCCGAGUGAGCUUGAGACCUAUCUACCUCAGGAAUGUCUCUCGGCUGCUUUCAAAGUGUCCAGGGACGGUUGUGGCGAGGAGCGGCCUCUCCAGAGACUCAACAGGUUCGAGUCCCUACCUGCCCAUCCGGAGCGCUGGGACAUGCAGCUGUACACCGGCGGGCCGGUGUGGGCGAUGGAGUGGUGCCCGACCCCUGACAACGCGGUGGCCUCGCAGUACCUGGCCUUGGCCUGCCGAAGGGACAUGCAGGAGGAGCACUACUUCCACAAAACCUACUCUGGACCAGGACUGGUUCAACUCUGGGACGUGGGCACAUUGGACUACGACACCACCCCGAGCUCGAAGCCUGCCCUGGCGUACGGCCUGGCCCUGGACCGAGGUUUCAUCUGCCACCUCAAGUGGUGUCCGUCGGGAGGAUGGGAGUCGCCCGCCACCCAGAAAGAGGCUCCUUUGCUGCCCAGACUCGGCCUCCUGGCCGUCGCCACCUCCGCGGGUGCGGUCACCAUCUACAGUCUGCCCCAUCCUGAUGCCCUGCGUGCCAGCCAAGACCACCAAGACUCCGCUGGUACCGACCAGCCAACCGUCAUUUACAAGCCCAAUCCGGUGGUCACCCUGAAGCCGGGCUCCUUAAAGGCUCUUCGCCUGGAGCGCAGCGGUCAGGUCCUGUCCAUGGACUGGCUUCCCAUCAAACCACACGACGUCAUCGCCGUCGGCUUCUAUGACGGGAUGGUCGGUCUGUGGGACCUGAACACCAAAUCGGCGUUGUUGCGCCUCCAAGAGUCACAUGACUAUCCCAGCUUGCUGCCGUACAAAUGCUUCCUUGCUCACGGGCAGGGCGUGCGAGCGCUCGCGUUCUGUGCCAGCAGCAGACAUCUUGUGGCAACGGCGGGGGAGGACCGCUUCGUGAAGACGUGGGAUCUGCGCAGGCUCUACGGGCCAAUCACAGUGCAGAAACGCUCCCUGAUCAAUGAGAUCUGCUGGCCCACCAAUGCACCAGGACUCCUUUUUUCCCAGGACAGCGCUUUUGCAGCAUGCGGUACAAAUGGAGUCCAUUACUUUGACCACCAAAUGAAAUCAUACUUUGCCGUGCCCAGGACGACCACCAUAUGGUCCAUCUCUUACUCCGACUGGCUGAACGCUUUGGCGACGUCGGACGUGAUCGGCGAGGUCAUCCUCUCCGCGCUGCCUUCCUUGUCUGCUAACACUCAGCACAUCAAAAAGACCAUCAAGAAGAGAUUUCCCGUCUACUUCACGUCUAUGGAGCGUCACGCCGCCGCAGAGGUCAAAGAGCAGGAACAGGAAGUGUGUCAGGAGGAGCUGAAGGAGAAGAAUGACGGAGAAGACGGAGGAGGCGGCGGCAGCGGCGAGAAGGCUGACGUCCACCCGCCAGCCUUUGACACGUACAAAGAGACAGAGAGGAAGUACUACCUUCACCACAGCGACAACAACAUGGAGUUGUUCAUUAAAAGGGGGCGCAUGUGGAAGAAAAUGAGAGACACGGAGUUUCGCACUCGGCUCAACAUGGACGAGAUGGCUUUGGCCUCAGUGCACAAGGUGCGCCUGAGUCCGAACCUGAGCUCUCACACGUGGAUGGCGUCGGGGGGUCAGGCCGGCCUGGUGCGCCUCAACUGCGUCAAGGGCCUGAACAAAACAGACGUGCAGGACGUCGUCAGCCGGGCCCGCGUCGCCGCCACCGAGGUCCCCGCGAACCCCGCUGUCCAGGUUCCCCCCCAGGACGCUCCCCAGGAAACCCCCUGCGACGCUCCUCUCUGACCGCUUCGAGGAGUUUUCAUCCGAAAACCGCAAGUUGAACAUUUUAAAUUUUUUUGGUUGACGUCUGCAGCCAGAAGAUGACUCGAGCGCGGCUUUACUUUGCCGCCGUUGUUGCAUAUUUUUUAACUUCAUCCUGACGAGCGUCACGCUCACACUUUUAAAAUCUUGUUUACAGUCAGGAGCGAGUCUUUACAGUACAAGUUGUACGUGACCGUAAGCAUUGAAAUCAAAGAGUAAGUAUCAGGUUCUUAGACCAUGUACAGCAGGGCUGUCAAACUCAUUUUUGUCACGGGCCACAUCGCAGUCACGGUUUCCCUCAGAGGAACCCGAAAAAUCUUUAAUCGGCACAUGAAAUUUCUGAACUACUUUGGGAAUCCCAAAUCAAGGGUCAUGGGUUUUUGAAGUAACGCAAAAACGCUUGCGUUAUCUCAACGUUAUCAUUUACGAUGACGUUUGAAAUUUUGGUAGAUUUUAACAAAACUCACAGAAGUCGACACACAUGCUUUGCUUUCGCGGGCCACAUAAAAUCACGUGGUGGGCCGGGUCUGGCCCCCAGGCCUUGAGUUUGACACCUGGGAUGUACAGAAUGUAUAUAGUCAAAUGCUUUUUCUUCUUACAGAGAACGUAUUGUAAAUAUUGUUUUUUUUUUUUUUGUAAUUGAAUGUUUUGAUAAUAAAACACAACAUUGUGGCUUAUGUAGUUUGGUGUCAU